This is a messenger RNA of Cololabis saira (Pacific saury), 2222 nucleotides long. RefSeq names its product family with sequence similarity 168 member B (gene fam168b). The record is from RefSeq and is a predicted model, not a curated record. The coding region runs from base 177 to 785 and encodes 202 amino acids. Lineage: Eukaryota; Metazoa; Chordata; Actinopteri; Beloniformes; Belonidae. The transcript is spliced from 7 exons.
AAAGCAAAGGCCACGUGACCAUACACGGAAGUGACGCGGGAGCUCAAAACAGUUCAGCAAAGCAUCUGGGAACAAAACACCAGCUAGCUCCAAUUUCAUUUAACAGCAGAGGGACCAGAGCAGAGGCAUACACGGACAGGGACGGCAGAUAUCACAACUUUGAACAGUCGAGAAAAAUGAAUCCAGUUUACAGCCCUGCACCUACGGGUGUCCCCUUUACCAACUCCAAGGGUAUAGGCUAUCCAGCUGGAUUUCCUGUUGGCUAUGCGGCUGCAGCCCAAGCAUACACUCCCAGCUUGUAUGCAGGAGGAAACCCAGCCUUCCCCAGCGGUUAUGGACCGGGCACUCCGUUCAAAAUGUCCUGCUCUCCCAACACGGGGACUGUCCCCCCCUACUCCUCCUCUCCCAAUCCUUACCAGGCUGCCGUGUACCCAGUCAGGAGCAGCUACCCUCAACAGAACCCCUACGCACAGGCGCUAAUACCGUCACAGCAGCAGGGCCCCUACUACACACAGCCGCUGUAUGCCGCACCGCCUCAUGUUAUCCAUCACACGACAGUGGUCCAGCCCAACGGGAUGCCUGCAGCCAUGUACGCCCCGCAGAUCCCCUCUGCCCGCCCCAACGGCGUUGCCAUGGGGAUGGUGGCCGGGACGAGCAUGGCCAUGACGGCUGGAACUUUAUUGACAUCUCCGUCACCAGCGUCUGUUGCCCAGCACCAGGUCACGAUGCCCACAUACCGGGCCCCCGGCACCCCCAGCUACAGCUACGUGCCCCCGCAGUGGUGAAGAGCCCUGACGCGUCAGACGGUGGUAGAUAUGCAUUCACACUCUACUCCAGUGUUUUUUGCUCUUGGUGACGGCCUGCCCCGGCAGCGUCUGCAAACGAUUACUCUUCUUCCAGCAUAAUGUGAAUCUAAAACCCAACUACGUAGAAAGAGGCCCGUUUGGAUAGGGAGGGGGGGAUGAAGAAUAGCCCCAUCCCCGUUGACCCCAUCCACACGACACCCCCUCCUCAGCGCCAGCACCUCCACAGCCUGCUGCAUAUCUCACAUCAAACUGCACAGCCUUCAUGCAAAAUCUUUUGUGGACUGUCAUGCAGGUUUUUAUAGCUAAAAGCUCUGACGUGGUGAAAAGGGAGUCCUGAUUUGAUUUUGUUUGUUUCUUUUUUUUUUUUCUUAAUUUAGGGGAUACAUAUGGUGUUGAAUGCAUGUGUGUAUAUAUAGCUAUAUGAAGUAAUGCUAGCUCAAUCUACCUGCUGUGACAGAUGCAAGGUGAAGAAAAAGGCACACGUCCAAAGGAACAAAUAAAAGAAAAAAGUAAUAAUCUGCAAUGCUGAUCACCAGUGACCAUGACAUAAAUGUUGUUCAUGCAAAAACAAACCUGCGUAUUCAAGCUCAGACCAAACUGUAUCAUCUCCACUGCUUUGUGUUUAGGUAAGUGAUGUUCUCAUUGUUUCUUCGAGUGAUGCAGCGUAAUGCGUCACAUCUCACCAUUUUUUGUAUUUUUAGGGGGGAAAAAAAACACAAGGAAAAGAAAAAAACAUGGGACUUUGAGUUUGUGCCUCUGACUGAAGGCCUUUCCUCCUCUUUAACAGUUCAGUUUAAAUGAGUGUUUUCAUUUUGUUCCUGCCUUCCUUUUCACGCAUUUUAGAAAAUAAGAGUCCUUCGUUUCGGGGUGAUUAUCAAAACUGUCUUCACAUUUUAGCCAGAAGUGUUCUUGAUGGAGAAGAUCAUUCGCAUCCAUUCGUAGAAGGUGGAUGAGCAGGAACAGUGUUGUGCGUGUGUAUGAAAGUGUCUUUAAAAUAGGAACCAUUUAAAGGAAAAUAAAACAAGGUGCCAUAAAGUGCGACACGUUUAGAAAAUUUAGACCAACAUGUCACUAUAGUCGGACCGUUCUCUGGUAGCUCUGAUGCACUACAUCGUUAAGUCACUGCUAACUGUGGAUAUGUUAGAACAACAAGAUAACUUUAAGCUCCAAUUGUGAAUAGCACUACUGAAUGAAGGCACUAUGUCAAAAAUGUUGAAAAUAUUUUACCUUUUGACAUUGCUCGCUGUCUUACCUCAAGGCUAACCCACCAAUAUCACUGUUUCAGACAUGCUUUUCUAUGUUGCCUCAGUCACCUCAGUUAAAUAAUCUGUUUUGUAAAUGUUAUUUUUGUGAUUUUGGUUCAUGUUUUGUACUCUAAAGAAAGACCAAAAAUAAAAACAACUAUAAGAACAUUCA